Cannabis sativa is the source of this 1019-nucleotide messenger RNA. RefSeq lists its product as uncharacterized. The record is from RefSeq and is a predicted model, not a curated record. The transcript has 2 exons. Bases 47 to 823 code for a protein of 258 amino acids. Lineage: Eukaryota; Viridiplantae; Streptophyta; Magnoliopsida; Rosales; Cannabaceae.
GAUAGAUAAACGGCUUUCCAAACAAACUCCUCGAGAAACUUCAGACAUGACUUUCCUGAAGUCUGCCCCUGUCCUGAAGAUCAAGCAAAAGGGUGGGACACCGGCAUCUUCACCAGUCGUCGCACAGAAGAGGAAGAGCGAUGUGAUGACUUCGCUCGCUGCAGAUUCCUCCAAGAAGUUGGCCAAGACCGCUCAGGAUAAGGGGAAGAAGGUUGUCAUUGAUUCUCCGGUUCGUCCUCGCGACUUCCUGGCUAUGCAGGAAAAAUUACUGGCCGAGAUUCCUUAUGAGGAACUUGUUUCUCGAUCAACUGAACUGGCCGCACAAUCUGUGGCUUUGUUUAUGAAAGCCGUGGCCACGCCUUCGAAGGAAAUUGACUCGCUGAAGAGGCAGAAUGCCCAUUUUCAGGAAAACAUAAAGAGGCUGAAGCAGGAGGUGGCCAAGAUGGAGGAACUUCACAAGGAGCUCGAGGAAGCCAACAGGGCCAAAGAACAGUUGGAGCUCGAGCUCAAGAAGUCGCAGGACACGAUCGCUGAGAUGGCUCGCGACUUAGAGGCUGAGAGAGAGAGUGGGAAAAAACAGUAUGAUCAGGCUGUGUCUGAUUACAUUUAUACUACUCUCUCUAAGGUCCCUGACUUCGACUUCUCGCUGCUUGGAGAUGAAGCUGCUGAAAUGGCUGAAGCCUUUCGCUCGAUGUCUCCUACCCGGACUCAAGGCAACCUUCCAGAUGAAAUCGAGGGAGCGCAGGCUGAGGAGGUCGAGAAUGAAGUUGUGAGCAAGAUCGUGGAUGAGGCUGCUCCUGAUGAGACUACUCCCGCUGCUUGAUUAUUUUCUAUCUUAGUUUCACUUUUGUUUUGCUGCUUUACUUAUUUUUUUUUUUUUAUAUAUGCGGUACGCGGGUACUCGCACUUUUGUACUUAAAGAAUUUCCUCUUACUUUUUGGACAAAUUUCUAUCCUCGCGGGGAUAGUAUGCAUUUUAAUAUUUACGCAGUACAUGGGUACUUGCGAUUUUAUUUUCAA